AGGAGACGGAAGCGUGUCUUCCUGUUUGGCAGAAGGAGGAAGCAGGAUGUGUGAAAUCUCACGUGUGCUUGUUGUUAUGAGCGACGUGCAGUAAUAUUUCUGUAGCGGUGUGUCCAUGCCUAUCAGAGCCAGCAUCUUCCUCUUCUGUUUAGUUCGGAUAACUAUGGCCCAGCUCUUGGCACAAGAAGAAAAAGAAAAAACUACUGCACUAAAAGAUUUAUUGUCCAGGAUCGAUUUAGACGAGCUGAUGAAAAAAGACGAGCCUCCACUGAACUUUCCUGAAACUCUGGAUGGGUUUGAAUAUGCCUUCAAUGAACAUGGUCAGUUGAGACACAUACACACAGGGGAGCCAUUUGUCUUCAACUAUAAAGAGGACCUGCAUAGAUGGAACCAGAAAAGAUAUGAAGCAUUGGGAGAGAUCAUUACAAAUUAUGUUUAUGAACGCCUGGAAAACGACUGCAACCUGAAGAAGGAGAUCCUCCCCGUCGAUUCGACUGUGGAUGAACCGAAAAGCUUUAUUUACAUGAGCGAGGAUGCCCUCACUAACCCAGAGAAGAUCAUGGUUCUCAUCCAGGGCAGUGGAGUGGUGAGGGCAGGCCAGUGGGCUCGACGCCUCAUCAUUAAUGAAGACCUCAACAGUGGGACGCAGAUACCCUUCAUUAACCGUGCCAAAGAGGAGGGCUAUGGGGUGAUUGUGCUGAACCCCAACGAGAACUCUCUGGAGGUGGAGAAGGUUCCGGAUUCAGCCAAGAAACUGUCCCCGGAUGCCUCUGAUGAGCCGGCUGAAAAGAGAGAGAGGAAGGAAGAGCGGGAGAACAAGAAAAAGAAGGACUUUUAUGAGAAGUAUCGCAACCCACAGAAGGAAAGAGAGAUGGAGCACAUCCCGAUACGAGAAAACAGCACUCCAGAGGAACACACUCUCUAUGUGUGGGACCACUUCAUCUCUAAAUCACUUGCGAAAAACAUCUUCAUCGUGGCACACAGCUAUGGCGGCUUAUCAUUCGUGAAUUUGAUGAUUCAGCGAGAAGCAGAAGUGAAGAAUCGUGUCCGUGUGGUGGCCAUGACUGACUCUGUCCAUAACGUCUGGCACCAGGAGGCCAACAAGUCCAUUCGGGACUGGCUCAGAGAGGUACAAUCUUCCAUCAACCAAAUGUGCCAGAAUCUUGAUGUUCCCAAUCACAGCAUCAAUAGCGGCCGCACAGCUCAGCUCAAACAGCCUGGCAUUUCAUUCAGCGAGCAGAUACACUCCCGAAGCAGGAGUCACGGAAAGCCAAUAGUUUGUUUUUCAUCCCACACUCUUGUUUGUCUGUUUGGGCAGAUGUCAAUAAGAAAUCAAAGCCAAACACCGCCGCACGCAGGCAGAUGCUCUGUUAGUAUGUCAGUUUUAUUUAGUUGCUGCCCUUUCAGCGUUGACCUCGAGUCCAGAGACAACACCUGGGAACACUCAAUAUGCACAUAAAUAUGAGUGAGUGGAUCCCAAGCCAGGGCUACAGGGGAGCCAGCCAUGCAAAUGCCAAGCGCAAACACACGCCCUCGCUUCUCGCCCGCUUUCUCCGUGAACAGCGGACCACCCAGCCCACCAGAAAAAAAAUCUUUU
Sinocyclocheilus rhinocerous is the source of this 1597-nucleotide messenger RNA. RefSeq names its product protein FAM172A-like. The transcript is spliced from 9 exons. Gene Ontology annotation, cellular component: nucleus. The record is from RefSeq and is a predicted model, not a curated record. Lineage: Eukaryota; Metazoa; Chordata; Actinopteri; Cypriniformes; Cyprinidae. Gene Ontology annotation, molecular function: siRNA binding. The coding region runs from base 116 to 1459 and encodes 447 amino acids. Gene Ontology annotation, biological process: regulatory ncRNA-mediated heterochromatin formation.